This is a messenger RNA of Kogia breviceps (pygmy sperm whale), 1519 nucleotides long. RefSeq names its product solute carrier family 35 member B1 (gene SLC35B1). Gene Ontology annotation, biological process: UDP-galactose transmembrane transport. The record is from RefSeq and is a predicted model, not a curated record. Gene Ontology annotation, cellular component: Golgi membrane; endoplasmic reticulum membrane. Gene Ontology annotation, molecular function: UDP-galactose transmembrane transporter activity; UDP-glucose transmembrane transporter activity. Lineage: Eukaryota; Metazoa; Chordata; Mammalia; Artiodactyla; Physeteridae.
CUAGGCCAUCCCGUCGAGCUCCGGGUCUCAGUUGUCCUCAGAGUUGCCUGGUCGGAAAGUCUCGAGGGUAAGGCGUUACCCUCGGGACAGCGGGCUCCCCUGGCCACCAGGGACGAGGCCAAGGCCCCAGGGUGGGUGUCCUUUCCUUGGAAGCGGGUUCAGGGUUCUGAAGAGUUUCCCCUCGGCGGUCCUGAGCUGGCAGUUCUGGCGGUGGCUGCUGAGGCCCUGCUCAGCGGCGGUCGCAUGCAGCUCCUAUGAAGCCCCUGUCGCCGGUCGGCGAUGUCCGGCUGGACUUGUCGCCGCCGCUGCUGCCGGCUGUGAGCGGGUCUCCGGUCGGGUCGUCCGGGCGUCUCAUGGCCGCUAGCAGCUCCCUGGUGCCCGACCGGCUGCGCCUGCCGCUCUGCUUCCUCGGCGUCUUUGUCUGCUAUUUCUACUAUGGGAUCCUGCAGGAAAAGAUAACAAGAGGAAAGUAUGGGGAGGGAGCCAAGCAGGAGACGUUCACUUUUGCCUUAACUUUGGUCUUCAUCCAAUGCGUGAUCAAUGCUGUGUUUGCCAAGAUCUUGAUCCAGUUUUUUGACACUGCCAGGGUGGAUCGUACUCGGAGCUGGCUCUAUGCUGCCUGUUCUGUCUCCUAUCUGGGUGCCAUGGUCUCCAGCAACUCAGCACUACAGUUUGUCAACUACCCAACUCAGGUCCUUGGUAAAUCGUGCAAGCCCAUCCCAGUCAUGCUCCUUGGAGUGACCCUUUUGAAGAAGAAGUAUCCAAUGGCCAAGUACCUGUGUGUGUUGCUAAUUGUGGCUGGAGUGGCCCUUUUCAUGUACAAACCCAAGAAAGUAGUCGGGAUAGAAGAACACACAGUUGGCUAUGGAGAGCUGCUCCUGCUCUUGUCUCUCACCCUGGAUGGACUGACCGGCGUUUCCCAGGACCACAUGCGGGCUCACUACCAAACAGGCUCGAACCACAUGAUGCUGAACAUCAACCUUUGGUCGACAUUGUUGCUGGGAGCUGGAAUCCUGUUCACUGGGGAGCUCUGGGAGUUCUUGAGCUUUGCCGAACGGUACCCUACCAUCAUCUAUAACAUCCUGCUCUUUGGCCUGACUAGUGCCCUGGGCCAGAGCUUCAUUUUCAUGACAGUGGUGUAUUUUGGUCCCCUGACCUGCUCCAUCAUCACCACAACUCGAAAGUUCUUCACCAUUUUGGCCUCUGUGAUCCUCUUCGCCAACCCCAUCAGCCCCAUGCAGUGGGUGGGCACUGUGCUUGUGUUCUUGGGUCUUGGUCUCGAUGCCAAGUUUGGGAAAGGAGCCAAGAAGACAUCCCACUAGGAAGAGAGAGACUACCUCCACUCCAAGAAUAUUUUAAGUUAUUUUCUUGAACAGUGAUAUCUUUUGGGAAAAUGGACACAAUAGAGAUAAAGGACUAGGUUUCAGUCUGGGUAUUUUUUGUUGCUUUUGUUAUUUUUUUUUUUUUUUAAGGAAGCAAAAUCACAUACUCUAAAAAAAGCAUUUGGAUUUUAACAAGA